CGUCGUCAAGGUCCACGCUGCUGCCCGCUUCACAGCUCCCAAGAACAUUGCGCCGCCGCCAUUGGCCCUGUUCCUUCAAGAUGUCUGCCCGUCAGCCUCGCUUCACUUCGCAGGUCCUCAUCGACACCACCCCUCUACCCGAUGACAUCCCCAAGGUUCAGGAGCUAGGCGCAAGCUCCGCGCCCCUUCUAAGCGCCUCGUUCUUCAUUGGGGCGCGAUGCAAGGCGUACAAUGACGAUUAUAUGAUGUGCAAGACGGAGGCCAACGGUCGGGGCGAGUUCGAGUGCAUGAAGGAGGGCCGUAAAGUCACACGAUGCGCUGCGAGCGUCAUCAGAGACAUCAAUGAGCAUUGCCUGGCGGAAUUCCGCAGCCACUGGCAAUGCUUGGAGAACCACAACCAGCAGCUCUGGAACUGCAGGCCAGCCGAGCGGCAACUCAAUAAGUGCGUGUUUGAUAAGCUGAAACUCGAGAAGGUGAUACCAGAUACGCCCAAGGGCGAGGAGCCGGUCCAUCUACGGAAGCGCCAGAUCUUCCAGUCCUCUUGAAUUCUGUAUACUAGGGAGAGAAAUGAUGAUUCAGUUUCCAACCCAGGCAGCGGGCGUGGCUGCCCCUUGUACUUGUUUUUCGACUGUUCUACUCACUUGUUUAACAGCAAAACAGUCCAACACGGUGGAAACAGACGCGGCUAAAACUUGAACGAAUAAAUGAAGAGUAGAAAGAACACACAUGGCCUCUCUAGCUGCAUGGAACAGUCAACAAAGGCAAAAGUGUUCUCCCGUGGGCACUCCUGUUCUAACAGUCGGUUGCCGUAUAAUGCAAGUGAAUGCUUUACCACCAACGUCCGAUCGGCCCAUUUUGAAGUAGC
Messenger RNA from Westerdykella ornata, 865 nucleotides. RefSeq names its product NADH-ubiquinone oxidoreductase-like protein 20.8 kDa subunit. The transcript has 4 exons. Lineage: Eukaryota; Fungi; Ascomycota; Dothideomycetes; Pleosporales; Sporormiaceae. The coding region runs from base 81 to 545 and encodes 154 amino acids. Gene Ontology annotation, biological process: mitochondrial electron transport, NADH to ubiquinone. The record is from RefSeq and is a predicted model, not a curated record.